GAAAUUGAAAAGCUUAUGUCCCUCGCUGUCACGGGCGGGAUAUUGAUAUCCAGUCUGUAGUAGUCGUCUGGAUGGUCGCAGUAAGGAACUGGCCAAGAAGAAGACAUUGUGGUGCGCACGCCACGCUCCAUGAAAUCUGUCUUACCAUAAUUGUCCUUGCUCUUAUCAAAAUCCUGCACCACAAGAGCGAUACAGAGACAAAGGGGGAAGCCACACACUUACCUGGAUCAGGUGGUCCCACAUUCUCCAACCUGCCAGUCCACGACAGAAUUUAAUGAUGGCAGACAGCAUGAUUUACACAAACAUAAUUCUGCUGUGGUGCCUCUCAUCUAUACUUACGCCACACUUCUUCUGCUGAUUUCUGGCCGAGCGGCUUGACCUCAACGAUCUCCUCCGUCAGCAAAUAGCCCGAUUUGUUUUGGUUGUCUGGUAUGUCUCGUGCAGGAUCGCGGCCGGCCUGAAUGGCCUCAGCGUAAUCCUUGACGACCCACAGGAGGUACAAGAUGUUGCCGUUCGCAGCUCAAUUGCCUCGUGGUGUUGAAUGGCGACGCGCCCCCUCUCGAAUUUUGUGGUGUUGAACUCCCACUCAAUCUGUAUAUGUAAAGGUGUAUGUGUGCAUCUCUUUCGUCAGUGCAGUUUCCGUACCUUAUCGUUGUGAUUGACCAU
Messenger RNA from Vitrella brassicaformis, 666 nucleotides. The record is from the annotation of a GenBank genome assembly. NCBI's taxonomy places the organism in Eukaryota, Vitrellaceae.